Molecule: messenger RNA, 12122 nt
Organism: Planococcus citri (citrus mealybug)
Lineage: Eukaryota; Metazoa; Arthropoda; Insecta; Hemiptera; Pseudococcidae
Gene: pasilla
Product: RNA-binding protein Nova-1-like protein passilla
Exons: 8
Coding region: 819-2564 (581 amino acids)
Biological process (GO): regulation of gene expression
Cellular component (GO): cytoplasm; nucleus
Molecular function (GO): mRNA binding
Source: RefSeq, a predicted model, not a curated record
AAUGUAAUUUUAAUAGCGAGAAAAUACUUUUAUUCAAACUCGCUUUUGAAUACCACCGCAUAAAACGUACCCAACUCAUACCUACCUGCCGCCGUAUACCGUAUAUUAACUUAUUUUCUUAUUCGACGAAUAAUUUUUUAAUUUACAGUACGUAUACAAUACGAUCAGCCUGCGUAUCGCUGCAUUUCGAUGUCGGUGUCGCCGUCGCUUUACGAUCUGUGUGACCGGUACGUCUCGUCUUUCUCUUGACAAUCGAUUGCAUCCGAGAGUCGAUGUGUAGGUAUCGCGUACAUCAUCGAGAAAAUUUACUAUCAUCGUUCGAAAUUUUUCGUCGUUGUUAACAACAUUUUUGUGAUAUGUGGAGUCGAUAAUCGUAAUCGUUAUUUCAAAUACCUUACCAGUUUUAGGUAAAAAAAUCAAACGAAGUAACUCAAUUUACUGUUUUUAAACUUAUAUAAAUUGUGUAUAUUGUGACAAAAUGAUCCUGGGAAAGGAAAAGGAAACUCUUUGAAAUAUGCAGCAAUCAACGAACAUACGAAAAAACCGCCAAAAAGACCAGUACGUUUAAGGUACAUGCCUACCUUUGUUGAUAAAGGAGAAAAUAAGCGAUAAAUUGAUCCCAUCGAAUGAUUUUGCUAAAAGGUAAACCUACAUCAGUACAGGUUGCUCAUCUCGAUGUAAAUUUCACACACCAUACAGCCCAGUAUACCCGAUGAAAAAAGCAAGAACCCGAGAAUAAAAAAUAAACAUUUAAAAAUAUUCAUAUCAGCCAUCCAGACAGGAAGAGAAAAAUUCACACCAUAAAAAGGUAAAAAUCGAUGAGAAUGCAAUUUAUUACGAGUUCGCAAUUUGGUUUUGAUUCUGCGUUGGGGGAAAUCAGCUGUUUGGGUAACCCUGAUCAAUACUACCGGCGUAUGUGGUGCGCAAUGCAGUUCGACUCUUUAGUGGCUAGUGAAACAAAUAUGGACACUAGUUCUUCGCCUGAUAACCUUGAUUCGAGAAAAAGACCCUUGGAAAAUGAAACUGAAAAUGGAGUGAUAAAGAAAUCUCACUAUGCCGCAGACAGCGAAGCUGGAACCUAUCAUUUUAAGUUACUGGUGCCCGGCGUGGCAGCUGGCGCCAUUAUUGGUAAAGGAGGAGAAACAAUUGCUCAAUUACAGAGGGAGAAACAUGCCAAAGUCAAGAUGUCGAAAUCGAACGAUUUCUAUCCUGGUACAACCGAACGAGUUUGUAUAAUCUCUAGUAAUUCACCAGAAUCAAUCAUGGACGUGUUGACGUUUAUUAUGGAAAAAAUUCGAGAAAAACCUGACGUUACGAAACCAGUAGUCGAGCCAAUAAUGACAGAAAGAGAAAAACAGGUUAAAAUUUUAGUACCCAAUACGACAGCUGGUAUGAUCAUUGGUAAAGGUGGCAGCUACAUUAAACAGAUCAAAGAACAAACCGGUGCUUAUAUACAACUUUCGCAAAAACCAAAGGACGUCUCACUGCCAGAAAGAUGUAUUACUGUCAGCGGUGACAUAGAAACGAAUGUGAAAGUUUGCCAAAUGAUCUUACAGAAAAUUGUCGAAGAUCCUCAAAGCGGAUCGUGUUUAAAUUUAAGUUAUGCCGAUGUAACCGGACCCGUUGCAAAUUUCAAUCCGACCGGAUCUCCUUAUGCUACGAAAUCAGUUUUAACGAACGGUGUAUUCGCAGGAGGAGGCCCGACUCCGGGUGGCGGUGGAGGUGGCGGCGGCGGCGCUGUUGGAGGAAGCGCCAACGCAUCUGGCUGUGCUAAUGAAAAUGUGAUAAACGGUGGAUUAAACCUAUGUUUGAAUAUGCCUUCUGUGAAUUCGAAUUUCGAUAGCGCUUUAACUACCAAGUUACUGGAAAAUGUUAAUCUCAUUCUUCGAUCUGCUGGUUUCUCUGAACAAUCAACCGCCGAAAUUGCCGCUGCUUUGGCCAUCUUAGCCAAGUACGGAAUGCUCGGUAUGGGCUACGGUCUGCCCGGAAACAAUUCGAACAAAACGAUGAACAGCAUGCUGAGCGGCAACGCCGCCGCAGCCGCUGCCGCAGCCCUCGAUAUUUCAGCUCUAAACGGCGCUAUCCAAGGCGGCGGUAUAAACCUGUUCGGACCGGUUGGCAGCGCGAUCGCAUCUCGCAGCGCAUUCGAUCUCACCGGCGCCGUCCCUGCGGCCGCCGCUUUCGAUAUGUUCCAUCCUAGUCAGCUAACUAUUAACAACAAUUGCCUGACACUGGCCGCCACCGCCACAUCUCCGGCCACUGAUUUAUUAGACAUCAAUGGGGCCGCCGAUUACAAGAAAAUCGAUCUGGAAAUACCCGAAGAAGUAGUUACUAAUAUCCUAGGACAUGGCGGCCGAUCGCUGCUAGAAUUACAAUACCGUACCGGAGCCAUAAUUCAGAUAUCUAAGAAAACAUUGUACUCUUCCGCCGGCGGUAUGAAUAACCGAAUAGUUACCCUUUCUGGUCCUUCGAACGGCGUAGCUGCUGCACAACUUUACAUCGAACAUCAGAUAUCGGAAAUCGAUUUAAAAAGACUUAGAAGUAACGUUAACGCUAUUGAGUAGUAAUUCCACUCACUCGAUUUACCAUUUUUUUUUCUUUUUUCUUUUUUCUUUCUUUCUUUCAUCUUUCAUUUACUUACUCAAGUUUCUCCUCUCUUAUAAGUAUACUUCUACACGCGUUCACACUCGCUCCAGCUCCAGCUCCGCUCUGUUUUUACUCAGUUAUAAUCUCUCUCUGUCCGGUUUGUUAUUUUACAAUCGUUGCGUUUUGUCGUUGUUACGUAUAGAUUUGUUUUUUGUUUUUUUUUCUUUUUGAGUUAGUAUUACUCGUAUUUUUUAAGACAUGCCAUGUCGCAUAAAAUGGGACGUGAUGUUGUAGGUGUUACGUGUGUAAUAAAGAUAGGUACGUUUGUAGGUAUCCAGUUUUAGUAGGUACCUGCGUAAUCGUUAAUAAUGAUACAUAAUGUAAGUAGGUAUUCGGCCAUUAUAUGUACAUUGUAGUCGUCGUAAUACGCUUUAGUAUUCGCGAAUACCUACCUUACUAUAUUGAAAUAAAAUUCAUCCAGCCUAAUUACAUACCAUAGGUAUACUCGUAAUUGGCUACAUUAUCGUAAUGCAUACGAGACGACGACAUUUAUCGUGACGACCAUUUUUUUUUAGCAUUUUAAAAAUAUUUUACCUACCUAUUCAUUUCUAUCACCAUACUCUCCCUUACCCUCCCCCAAACCAUCAUUGAUAGAAAAAUAUUGUACGAGAUUUUCUAGCCUGAUAUCAUAAACAUUACAUAUAUAGUGCUCUAGGUACCAGAAUUAGGUAUUGUUGCCAUUUGCCAUCGUCGUCAUUGUCGUCGUCUUUGUUUUUGUUGUUUUUUAUAUAAUUGUUAUCGUUGUUAUUGUUGUUGUUUGUUGUUGUUGCUGUUAUUUUUAAUAUUAUCUACCAAUUUUUGUCUUUUUUCCCGUUUCGUUUACGUCCAUUUUUCAUUAAUUUUUUUCUUCUCUCUCUUUUUUGAGAUACUUACUCGAUUACAUAAUAAUAAUAAUAAUUUUAUCGAGUGUUUUACAUACCUUAAGUACGUAUUAAGUGUACUUCGAAAAGCCGCGUGUAACGUAUCGGAUUUGACGGUGUGAAGAUUGUAAAUUUUUUUGACCCACGUGUUGGUGUCUGGCGUAGGUAUUUUGGUAAAGUGAUUUUGUGAUAGAUGAGAUAAGAAAUACUCAAAAAUUCUACACACAUUAAAAAUUACUGCACAAUUUUCAAAAUUCUCAAAAAAUGUUGAAAUUCGACCAAAAAUGUUACAAAAUAUCUUAAAAAUUCAAAACUGUACAUGUUCAAAAUUCUUCAAAAAUUUGAGAAUUCAAAAUUUUUCAAGUUUAAAAUUUCAUUUUUUUUUACAAAUUUAUAAAAAUAUUAAACAUUUUUAGAGUACUUAUCCAAUGUUGAAAAAUUUUCCAAAAACAUUGCAAUUUUUCAAAGAUUUCCACAACUUUUGAAAUUUUUAAGAAGUGUUCAACAUUUCAGAAAAACAUUCCAAAAUUCCAAAUUAUUCAAAAAUCUUCAAAAUUGGCCAAAAAUAUGUUUAAAAUUUUCAAAAAAUUGAAAAAAAAACAAAAAUUUUUAACAAAUUUGAAAAUUAAUUUUGUCAAUUUUUAGAAGUUUUAGCACCAAAAAAGUAUGUUAAAAAUUGACCAUUUUCGGAAAAAUGUUCCAAAUUAUCAGAAAUUAUUUAAAGUUUUGACCAAAAAUGCUCAAAUUCAUCAAAAAUAAUUCUUACAAUUAAAAUAAAUUAUAAAUGUGUAACAAAUUUUUAAAAUGUUUCAAAAAUUGUUUUAAAAAUGUUAAAGGCACUCAAAAGUAUUUUUCGGAUAAAAAUUCUUGUCCAAAAAUGGUCAAAGAAAUGUUCUACAUUAUUCCCCCCUCUCCCCACCAAAAUUUUUUUUUGAAUUGUCUAAAAAUGUUCGAAAUACGUUCCAAAACUUUCCAAAAUUGUUCAAAAAAAUAUUCCAAGUUAUCCAAAAUUUUUGAAAUUGUUCCAAAAUGUUUUUGAAAAUUUUUUAAAAUUAAUCGAAAAUGUUCAAAAAAAAGUUCAAAAAUUUUCCAAAAUAGGUAGUUUCAAAAUUGUUUAAAAUUUUUCAAUACCUAAUUUGAAAAUCUCAAAAUAGAUCAAAAAUCUUAUAAUCUGCAUAUUGAAAAAAAUCCCAUCUUAUUCAAAAAUUUUGAAAUUUGAAAUAUGAGUAAGUUUUUAAUGUUUCAAAAAUUAUGCCCAAAAUUGUCCAAAAAUACUCAAAAAAUUUUCAAAUUUUUUAAAAAUAUUCCAGUGUAAUCUAAUAAUCUUUGGAGAUGUCCAAAAAUGUUCAAAACUAUCCCAGUUUCAAAAUCUCCAAAAUUGUUCGAAAAUGUUCAAACAUUUUUUUUGUUCUAAAAUAUUUUGCAAAAUUUUGUUUAAAACCACUCAAAUCUUUCAAAUUAUUCAAAAACUUUUAGAACUGUGUAAAAACGUUUACAAAAAGAGGUUUCAAAUAAUCUUCAAAAUUGAACCUGCAAAAACGUUCCAAAUCAAAACCUUUAAAUAUUGUUCAACAUUUUUCUGACUCCAAUAAUUCUCAAAAUGCAUUAACUUUAAGAAUAAUAAGAACUUACACAUUUUUUUUACAUUUUCAGUUUGACCCAACAACUCUCAAAAUUUUUACAAGUUUUCGUUGUUUUCAAGAGAUAUUUGUGUGUUCAAGAAAGUGUCCAGAAAUGUUGAAAAUUGUCUAAAAAUGCUCAAAUGAAUUAUUCAAAAAUUUUCAGAACUGUCCAAAAACGUUCAUAAAGAUGUUUCAAAUAAUCUUUAAAAUUGUGCAAAAACGUUCCAAAUUAUCCAAAAUCUUCAAAAUUGUCCAAAAAUGUUCAAAAUUUUUCAAACUUCAAAAGUUCUCAAAAUGCAUCAACUUUAAGAAUGAUGAGAACUUACACAUUUUUUUAAAAUUUUCAGAUUGACCCAAAAAUUUUCAAAAUCUUUACAAGUUUUUGUUGUUUUAAAGAGAUAUUUGUGUGUUCAACUUCAAAGUGUCCAAAAAUGUUGGAAAAUUGUCUAAAAAUGGUCAAAAGAAUGUCUCAAAUUAUUCAAAAAUUUUCAGAACUGUCCAAUAACGUUCGUAAAGACGUUUCAAGUAAUCUUCAAGGUUGUGCAAAAACGUUCUAAAUAAUUCAAAACUUUAAAAAUUGUCCAAAAAUGUUUAAAACUUUUCAAAAACUCAAAAAUUUUCAAAUUGUUGAAAAAGUUUUAAAAAUUUUCACAAGUUAUUGUUGUUUUAAAGAGAUGUUUGUGUGUUCAAAAAGUGUCCAGAAAUGUUGAAAAAUUGUCUGAAAAUGCUCAAAAGAAUAUCUCAAGUUAUUCAAAAAUUCUCAGUACUGACCAAAAAACGUUCAUAAAAAUGUUACACAUUAUCCAAAAAUCUUCAGAAUUUUUUCAAAAAUUAAAAAGUUCUGUAUUUUUUUCAAGAGUAUAGCUACAUGUUUUUCUAAAUUAUUUACAACUUUGAAACAUUUCUCAACUUUUUCCCAGAUUUUUUUGGGGGGAGAGGGGGUGUUUAUAAUUACUAGAUUAUUCCAAUUGUUUAAAAAGUUUUCAAAAAUUGUUCAGAUUAUUUAGAAAUUAAAAAAAAAUGAUUGUCCAAAAGAAUUCAAAAACUCGUGAAAAUUUUAUAAGAUUUUCAACGAAAAAUUGAGAAUCUUAUUCUGUUUUUGGAAUUUAAUAUAUUUUUACAGUCGUGUCAUUCUGCCUUCCUCUCCCAUCUCAUUUUUUUUCUUGACUCGUUGCUACAAAUGUCACCAAUCGAUUAGUUUUGCUUCCUUUUGCCAUUUUUUUUGAUAAUUUUUCAAAAAUAAAUACUAUUUUGAAUUACUUUUACACUCCCCCCCCUCCCCACUGAUUACAAUGAAGCCAUCAACAGUACAUUUUUUGAUGGAUUCGUCGAUCCAUAUUUUUGAGUCAUUUUAAUCCUCUUUCCUCUCCCCCCCCCCUAUCAAUCUCAAAGUGCGCCAAUCAUCCACUAUUUGAUCGGUGAAUCCAAGAAAAUACUCCAGUAAAGGUAUCAAAGUACCUAGAUAUACUUAUGUGAAUUUUUCUCAAUGAUACCUCGUGCCCUACGCUUUACACCUUCACCGAGGACGUAUUAACUCAGUAACUAAGCAUCCACAACUCAUUAAUAUUUUUUCUCUUUCUCUCUCUCUAUUUCUUAAAUUAUACGUGAAUAAAUCAGCCAUGUUUUUCGGGUCAAAUUCACCGCAUCUGUGAUAGUUCAUGACUUUGUCUCAUUUACAUUGCAGUGGCGUCGCUAGAAUUUGAAAGUAAAAAAGGCUGUGCGAGUUUCAAAUUGGUCUAUAAGGUCUAUACUACGUUCGGUGCUAUCUUGGUGCGUUGAAAUUUAUAUUAUGUAUAGUGAAAAAUGGUCAUCAGUAUUUUGAAAAAAAUUAAAUUGAUAAAAAUAAUAAUAAAUACGUGGGAUUUGUUUCGGAGAGAAACAUUUUCUUGGAGGGGUUAAGGGUUCGCCUCCCUCUUGGACUGUAACUCUGAGCGAUGCCACUAUAUUCAAAGUGUGGGCCUGCCUGGUGUACUCAUACUUUACUUAUUACCUACUGUUUAUACGAUGUUGAUUGCUGAUUGUUGGGUCUUCAUUAUGUCGUCGAUUCGAAUAUUCCUUUCCUCUCUCCCUUCAGAAACGCACAAAAAAUUCAAAACGAUUUGUUUUCAGCUAGGGCUUCCAAAGCUAGCACAUUACGAACAAAUCUACAUAUAUUUAUUAUUGAUUAAGGGAGGUGAGGGAUAAAACGUGCGUCUUACUUUUUAAGCAUGCAAGAAUAACAUUGAAAAAUUCUCACGAGACUUUUUGCAAAUUAAUACGAAGGUAUCUGACGUACCUACAAUCUACAUUUUUGUAAACCACUCGUUUAAAUGAAAUUUAGAUUUGGAAUUGAAUUUCCACAAGGGACUGGGAUUGGAAAAUUAUUUCUAAAUCAUUUUUUACGUAGGUACCUUUGAGAAAACACUAAUGUCAUUCAAUCAAAAGUAGGUAGUAAGUCAGGGUAUACUAUGGUUUGGUCUGCAGCACAUAAUAAUAUAUAGGUAACUAGGCUAUUCAUAUUGUAAUUUGUAAUGUAAUAAUACUGGUGUUAGAUACCAUUUGUAUUUUCUUUAUUUUUUUUUUCGUGUUCGUGUUCGCAUUCGUAGCGUUUGCAUUACCUAGUUAGUGCUGAGGAUACCUUUCUGUAAUAUAUUGUGGUUUACCUAGGUUACCUACUCAUUUAAGUUCAUCUAGAGAUACAAUACCUAUAUGUACGAAGUGAUUAUUAGUUGCAUAGAAUGAUAUUCAUACAAUAAGGUCUUUACAUAUACCAUAAAAACAAUGUGUAUACGUAGGUGUGUAUUUCGAGCGAUGCCUAUAUUCUGAAUAGGUAUGUCUUUAUAUUCGUGUAAGUUUGCAUGUACCUAUCUUACUUACCUACCUAUUUAUCUUUCUGUCUGUGUGUUUGUGUAGUGUCUAUUUACGUAGGUUACCGUAAUUUUAUUCGUAAUGCUGUGGUUUUGUUAUCGUAGUUUGGGGAAAAGUAGCACUUGUUUUUAUGCCUAAGUACAAAUAUCUUACAAAAUCUCAUCAUCGAACAAAAAAUGUUUCUAAUGAAAUUUCCUGAAAAAAAAAAAAUGUUCUUGUGUUUUGAUUAAUUGAUUGUGAAAUUUAAAGAGUAGAUGAAUCAAAAGAUGAGAAGUGCUUUUUCUUUUGACCUAUUUGAGUCACAGUUUUUCCUCCUUUCACUGCUAAGAUCUUCUUGACUUCAUUAAUAAUUGUAGAUCUGAAUGGCAUUUCGAUAGACUGCUGCAUAGACUGACUGACUGAGAAUAUCAGAUAGUUCUCAAAAUCAAAAUUUCAGGUUGUAUCUUUGAAGUUCCAACAUUGAGUUGGAGUCGUCAAGUUUCGAGUCGAGUUGAAAGCACAAUUCGUGAUUUUAAUUUCAGUCAAGGCUUCAAAAUGAGCCUCAAAAUCGUAAAAAUAAGAGUGGGAGAAGCAAAGACUUAAUUUUAUGGGCUCGAAAAAUUUUCAAAAAAUUCUUCUUCAAACUUUUUAAAAAAUUUUGAAAUAUUUUGAAUGUCUAUUUAUAGAAAAUUUUUAAUUUAAAAAUUUUUUGAAAAUGUUGAGAAUUUUGAAAAUUUUUGACAAGUUUUUAAACAGUUUUUUUUUGUGGUUUUGGAUGAUUUUUAAAAUUUUAAAAUAAAUAGGACAACUUUUGAAAACUGUUGAAAAUUUUUGGUAAAUAUUGAAAAAAUUUUCAAAGUUGUCAUAUUUAUGGACGAUUUUUAAAAUUUCAAAAUGAAUCAAAUAGUUUUUGAAAAAAAAAUUGAUAUUUUGCUGAAAAAUUUUUUAUACUUCGUUGUGCAAAAAGUGUUGAAAAAUACAUUAAAUUCUUGAAAAACUUGAACUUUUGAAAAAUUUAAAUCACAAUGUAAAAAAUAGACCAUACCAAAAAUUGUUGGAAUUUUGAACAUUUUUAACCAUGUUCGGAUUAUUUUGAAUUUUUUUUUGAACAACUUGGAGCACUUUAUCAAACGGUUUGGUCAAUUGUGAAGAUUUUUGAAUAAUUUAGGAGAUCUUUUGAUCAAUUUUUGAACAUAGUUUUGCAAAUUAUUUAAAACAUGCAGAAAUAAGGUAAAUUGAAAACUUUGGUAACAAUUUAGAACAAGUUAACCCUAUUUUAAAAAUGAGUAAUAUUUUUAUUAUGUACCUAAAUUUUGACAAUUUUCAUGUUUUUAGCCAUUUUUGAACAAUUUGGAUACUUUUUGAAUGAUUUGUUACAAACUUAAAAAUUUUUAAAAAUUUUACAUUUUUGAAAAUUUUUUAAAUUUUACAUUUUUGAAAAUUUGAAAAUUUUACAUUUUUGAAAAUUUUGAAAAUUUUACAUUUUUGAAAAUUUUGAAAAUUUUACAUUUUUGAAAAUUUUGAAAAUUUUACAUUUUUGAAAAUUUUGAAAAUUUUUACUCUUUGAAAUUAUUGAACAUUUUCAGACAAAUGGGUGCCAAUUUUGAAAAUUUUGGAGAAUUAAAAAUGCUAUUUAUUGCAUAGAUAGACACUUUUUUGAAAAAUUUUGAACUUUUUGCGCAAAUUUGAAAAUGUUGCAUAACUUGGAACAUUUUUUUGAGUUUUUUUGAGCAAUCCCCAAACAUUUUUGGCCAAUAAUUUUGAACUUUUUUUUCAAAACUAUAAACACAUGACAAAGUUUGUGAAAAAUUCAAAAAUUUUUACAUUCUUGAAAAGUUUUGAACAUUUUUUAAAUUUUUGAGCAAUUUGAAAUUUUCAAAAAAUGGGGGAGUUUUUAGUGUAUUUUGAAAUUUUUUUAACGUUUUGAACGUUUUUAGACUAGGAAUACUUUUGAACAAUUUUGAAGAUUUUUGAAUAAUUUCAGGACUUGUUUCCGUAAUUUUUGAACACUUUUGAAUAUUAUAAUUUUGCAAAACAUCAAAUUUUUUUUGAAUUUGAAGAUUUUUGAAAUAAUUUGAACAUUAAAAUUUCUGAGAAAUUUUCAACAUUUUUGAAUUAGGAAUACUUUUAAAUAAUUCUGAAGAUUGUUGAAUAAUUUAGGACAUUUUUUGAGUAUUUUUGAACACUUUUUGGCCAUAAUUUUGCAAAAUAAUUUUUUUUUAAUUUGAAAAUUUUUGAAAAAAAAUAUAAUGUGUUAAGUAAGUAUUCAAUUUCUGAUGCAUUUUAGAAAUUUUCAAAUUUGUGGAAAACAUUCAAUAUUUUUGAACAAAUGAAGAUUUUAAAAUGAUUAAGAUAAUUUUUUGAACUUUUUUUCUUGACAAUUUCAGAUCUUUUUGACAGUUUUGGACAUGGAAAACAUGUACCUACAUUUUUCUAUCCAAAAUUGAAAAUUUUUGGGAACAAAUGAACAAUUUGGAGAGUUUUAAAAAAUGUUUUCAAAUAUGUAAUUUUGACAGAAGAUUUGAAAUGAUUUUUUUUGAACAUUUUUGAACCUGCUCUCUCCAUCACUCGAUAUUUUGCUCAGAUUCAAGAUAUUUAAUGAGGUCUCGAAGUUUCUUUGCCUGAUUGAAUUGUAUUCAAAAGCUGGUUUAUGGUUUUGUAAUUGUAAAUCAAUCCCAAUUAUUCUAUUUUUCCCAUUGGGAGUUUAGUUAUUACCAACAGUGGAAAGAAUAUACUUAACACAAUCCACUCAAAAUACACAUUAAUUUUAUCAAAAAUCAAUUUUGAUUCCAAACCAGAAUUCUUAAAGCAAUAAGGCCAAGUGAUGUGACGUUGACGCUACUGAACCAUUUUAUCCGUCUUUUUUUUUUUUUUUUAAAUUACGAUAUUGACUUUUUUUUCAUAGUUAUUGUUAUCAUGUUGUUGUUGUUUUACUAUUGUUAUUGUUAUCGUUGUUAUUGCUGUACGUAUCGGUAUUAUUUUAAUUUUUAAAUAAUACUGAUCAGUGAUCUUCAUCGUUAGCAUCGUUCGAUGUCACUUUUGUCAUCAUCAUCACCAUCAUCAUCAUUCUCAUACCUCGUAUACUCGUAGUUCACCUAUAUUCAUCAUCAUCAUCGUGGUCAUCGUCUUCGUCUUCAUCAUCAAUCAUCAUCGUCAUCAUUACGUCUUUUUGAGUGAGUUUUUACUUCUUUUUUUUUGUGUGUGUGUUUUUUCUCUUCUUUGUGUAUACUCGUUUUACGCUUGCAAUUUCACUGUCAGCUGUUUUGGCACAAAAUAAGCUCAGCUUAUCGAAAAGAUGGAUAAACUAUAGCCAAGUGUGUGAACAUUCAAUUUGGAAAAAUUAAAAAUUAGGGAAAAGAAAGAAAGCGACGCUUUUUUUUUGACAUUAUGUUAGCCAUUUUUUGUCGUUGUUAUAUUGUUAUUGUUGAUUAUUUUAUUGUUUUAAGAUUUCUUCAAGUUGUGUACCUACUUUCACUUUUUUUUUGAUCUAGUUCUACAUAUAAAUUUUUUUGCGUACAAAAUUUAAGCUAUAAGGCUAGGGCACCUACCUGUACCUAAUAUACCUAUAUUAUUUAGUUGAGAAAAUGAUAGUUACUCGUACGUUAUUUAAGUAAAUGGAUAGGUAAGGUAGAUAGGUAGGUAAGUAAGCAAGAAAUAGGUACUAUAGGUGGUAGUUUAUGUAUGUAGAUUGUAUGAUUCGUUGAUUUAUGUAUGUGUAUACCUCGGACAUACUUAUUUAGUACCUAUAUGUACCCGUAUAUGAGAAGAAAAAUUGAUACAUUUCGAUGCUCAAAUCAGUAGAUUAUUAAGGCUAUAAUGGUUGUGCGUUUAUUAUUAUAAUAAUUACUAUAAUAUUUUGUUACGCGCAAUACGCAAAACACGUUAAACAUGACAAUUAUACUUGACUUAUUCAUUUUUAUUAACGGCGAUCUUGUUGCGUGAGUUUACCAUUACCAUAUAUUAUGUGUAUACACUGUAAUAUUAAUUUUUAUUUACCUACAUAAUAUAUUUGUUAAUAUUAUAGGUACUGUAUCAUUUUCGUUUGUUUAUUUGUUUAUUCUUUUUUCUUUUUUUGUACUGUUUUCGUUGGAACUUGUUUUUGUUAGAUUUAAAGUUAUUUUGUACUUACAAUCGUAGUUACCUUGACAAAUAUACGUAUGCAAACGUU